Strongylus vulgaris is the source of this 1017-nucleotide messenger RNA. NCBI's taxonomy places the organism in Eukaryota, Metazoa, Nematoda, Chromadorea, Rhabditida, Strongylidae. The record is from the annotation of a GenBank genome assembly.
AUGAUCCUCGAUGAUGGAGGUGACCUCACCAAUAUGGUUCAUCAGAAAUAUCCACAGUACAUUCCUGGAAUCCGUGGACUCUCGGAAGAGACCACUACUGGUGUACACAACCUCGCUAAAAUGCUCGAAAAAGGAGAGCUCAAGGUAGAAGCUUUUAUGAAUUUAGGAAUCAACAUUUUGUUGCCUUUGGAUAACGGUAUCAGCAAUUCGAAUAAGAAGUCUUUGUUGGAAAAAUUCACUGAGUUCACUGUUUUAUCGUAUCUUCAUUUUAUUUAUUUUAAGAUCCCAGCCAUCAACGUGAACGAUUCCGUCACUAAGUCUAAGUUUGAUAACUUGUAUGGAAUUCGCGAGUCGCUUCCUGAUGGCAUCAAGCGUGCAACUGAUGUCAUGCUUGCUGGAAAGGUCUCGGUUGUUUGCGGAUACGGAGAUGUUGGCAAAGGUUCCGCCGCCUCUCUGAAAGCUUUCGGCUCACGAGUCAUCAUUACCGAGAUUGAUCCCAUCAUCGCACUACAAGCCGCUAUGGAGGGUUACGAAGUGACCACUCUCGAGGAGGCUGCCCCUAAAGCUAACAUUGUCGUUACGACCACUGGUUGCAAAGAUGUUGUGCGAGGACCUCAUUUGGAGUUGCUGCCCAAUGACGCUAUCGUCUGCAACGUUGGACACUUCGACUGUGAAAUUGAUGUCGACCGAUAUCUUUUGAAAAAUGGCCGUCACAUCAUCCUUCUUGCUGAGGGACGACUUGUAAACCUUGGUUGUGCCACGGGACACCCAUCAUUCGUCAUGUCAAACUCUUUCACCAACCAAGUGCUUGCCCAGAUCGACUUAUUUACCAAAUACGGUACUAAGGACCAGUAUCAAAUUGGACUGUACAUGCUUCCCAAGACCCUGGACGAGGAAGUAGCAGCUCUCCAUCUCGAUAAACUCGGUGUUAAGCUCACCAAGCUCACCGACGAACAAGCGGCUUAUCUUGGUGUUCCCAAAAACGGACCUUUCAAGCCUGACCAUUAUAGGUACUAA